UUCUCUAUACAUUCAAGUGGGAGUAUUAGAAUAAUCUGAGCAGUUCUAAGAAAACCAAUGACCAAUCCAUUCCUGAGGAUCAACUGCUCACUAAUCAGUUCAAUUCUGGCAAUACCCAACUUUUUUUUCUUUAAUGAAAAGCUUUUUAAGGGUACUUCGUCCAGAAAUGGUAGUAUAGAUAAGAGAAGUUAGAGAUUGAUAUAUAUCUGAUUCACCUUGGAGGAAUCCCGGUCUUGUAAGUGUAUAUAAGGAAGGCCAGUAAAAUAGACCAAAACAAGUCCUAACACUAUUUCCUUGUAGUUCCUUUGUCCUUCUCUGUCAAAGUCAGGUUCUUCAAGGACUAAAUGGAAAUACUUAAGGCAGUAGGCACUCAUUCAUAGGAGAGAAAGGAAGAGAUUUGUAAAGACAAAAAGUAAGGUCUGUCUUAUUCCUUGGUUGUUUUGUUUACUGCCCUUUGUCUUGCUUUUUGCCUCUUUGAGUCCCUCGGCAAAACCUGCCAUCGCUGAAAGUUUUUUGUAUCGAUUUUCUGUAGAUAUAACCUCUUUAGAAUCUUGGGAAAGUUGUGGCUUUUGGAGGUUCUCAAUCCAGGGGAAAGGAAUUCAGCAAUGGAAGAUAGAUAUACUUUUUCCAGGCAGGGCAGCGGUGUAUGGAGAGCCUUGAGAGAUGGGGAUUUUGAGGAAGAAGAUGUUUGGGCAGUUCUCAAGGAAAGAAAAGAUUGUACUUCCAAGUUUGGCCAAUCAAUUGAAUCCUAUGCUCCUGUUAGAAGACACCUUCCAAGUGCUGCAAGAAUGAUCCCAAGAGCUUUCUCUGAUAUCAAUAACAUUAGCAAUAUUGACAGUUCUAGUUCCAGUUCCAGUCAUGAGAUAAAUGGAGUUAAGCAGCAAUCAGCUCCUGUCAACAUUCCUGAUUGGUCAAAGAUUUCUAAAAACAAGUCAAAGAAGGCUUCUUCCAGGAAUUAUCCAUGGCAUGAUGAUGAGGGUGAUGAUGAUGGGGGUGAUGGCUAUGGCCAUGAUGAUAAUGGGGUUGUCAAUGGUUUUGGAGAGAGUGAUGAUGAAGAAGAUGAUGAUAGAGAAGAGGAUGAUGAAGAAUACAAUUCAAAGGUGCCACCACAUGAAUUUCUUGCCAGGAGGCUUGCAAGGACUCAGAUUUCUUCUUUCUCUGUUUUUGAAGGUGUUGGCAGAAAACUCAAAGGGAGAGAUUUGCGGAAAGUGAGAAAUGCUGUUUUAACAAAAACAGGUUUCCUUGAAUGAUGUUGUCUUGGGCCACAUCAUUGUGAUCAUAAAUGGUAAUGUCAAUGUGGAAAAGAGUGAAAUCUUUCUGGUUUCAAGCUAGUAUUUGUCAGUGUUAUGUUGUAUAUGAAGGUUUUGCAUGGUUGCUUAGUCCUGAAGUUGUCUAUUGCGUUGUCAGGGCAUUAGAGAUCCAUUCUUAUGUGAAAAAAAAAUUGAAUGAAUCAAUGAUCCUUGCCAUCUGGGUUUUCAUUAGAACAUAUUCAAGCUCAGUUACAGUGAUUUUUUAUGAUAAAGCUGAAACUUGUUUCUUAGCCAUUAAAUUUGCAGAGGCAUCCUGCUAUAAAUCAUAAGCAUCAUUGAAACAGUUCAGAGGCAUGAAAUGGUUAUAAAAACUUGUCAAUUUCAUGGAAAUGAAAGCAUUGAGUAGGAAGAUAAACAAUGUCUGCAUGGCAGAAUUCAUUGACGAGAACAUCCAUUCGAAAGCACUAUGUUUCUCAGAUUAGAUACUUUGCUUCAUGGCAGCAUAUGGGAUUAAAGUAGGGUCCCUUGCAAACAAUCCUGGAGAGGUGCAGACCUCAUGAAAUGAACCUCACCUAUGUCAGGAUUGUUCCAACCUUCUCAGUCAACUCUAUUAAGUAUCUGAUAUGUCCAUAUCAAUCACAAGGUUGGACAUGCCUGGCUAAGUACCAAAAUUGGGACCAUUGAGUUAGAGAUCAUGUUCCUUUUCUGUUUCUGUCAUUUUAAGCUUGCGUGUAGGCAAAUGAACUUUCAUUCAAUGAAUGAGGUUUCAUUUUUUCCUUUGAUUGCUCUGUUGUCAUUUUUCUUUCGGAAACUUUGAAACGAUACACAGCAAUGAACUUCACACGCAAAUCAUGAAUUCGAAUUACAUGUUUCAUGAGUGAGAACAAGGGAAUUAGAUCAUAAACUAGUACAAGAGAAUGCAAUUAUGGGAAAUGACAAAAUGGAAUAGGAAAGUGUGAAUGUGGGUAUCCAACUUCAGAUCUUUCAUUAAGUUCCUGAUGGUCCCAAUAGUCAACACCUCCUGGAUAGAUUGACUCUAUUAAUUACAUGUUUGUUGGAUAUUAAUAGUGAUAACUAUCAAAGAAAAAAAUGCAUUCUCAAGGCAUCCUGCUGGCAAUUGAAAGAAAGCUAGAAGUGGUUUUAGCCUUAAAAAGCACAUUUUCCAUGACUCAGAUUGAAUGCAGUCCAUAUUUUAGCCUCAGCAGAAGUGGACCUGGGCUGCUUUUGCUCUAUUAAAACUUGAAUUGACAUCAACUAGAACUGGGACAAUGCCCACAUAUCAUUACUUGCCCCGAACCCAAGUCCAAGGUGAAAGGUACUUUCCACCCACUUGAAUUGUUCUUACCUGUACAUGAGAAAAAAAGCCCUUCCCUUUCUUUUAAUUUUGUUCUAUUUUUGCAGAUAAUUCCAGAGACAGGGUUCUCAUUUUCAGACUUCUUCUCCUGACGUGAGAACUCCACCAAGGAUACCCAAUCUGUCAUUGAUGUAGUUUGGGGAUUUUCAACGUUCAAGUUAGAAAACAAUUCAAGUUUUUACUUCCACUUGAAAAGGAAGAAAGAAGAUAAGUAAGACUACUGCAGUAGUUGCUGUUGGCAAGAAUAUACCAUCUUGAAGGCAUAUUUGAGUUUGAAGAACUCAUAUCACACAACAACAACCAUUUGUUCUUGUGAACCAGAAACAUCAUAGUAUUGGUAUAAGAUUUUGCCUUCCACAAGCUGCAAAAUGUGAACAAAUUCAUUAACAAGAUUAUUUGAUCCACACCCAGUUCUCUUCAUUGUUCAAAUCCUGGAAAACGAUCACUGAUAACACUGGAACUCAUACCAAACAACAAUCAUUUGUUCUUGUGAAUCAGAAACAUCAUGGUAUUGGUCUAGGAUUAUGCCUUCCACAAGCUACAAAAUGUGAACAAAUUCAUUAACAAGAUUAUUUCAACCAAACCCACUUCUCUUCAUUGUUCAAAUCCUGGAAAACUAUUACUGAUCACAUUGGAACUCAUACCACACAACAAUCAUUUGUUCUUGUGAAUCAAAAACAUCAUAUAGUAUUGGUCUAAGAUUAUGCCUUCCACAAGCUACAAAAUGUAAACAAAUUCAUUAACAAGAUUAUUUGAUCCACACCCUGUUCUCCUCAUUGUUCAAAUCCUGGAAAACAAUCACUGAUAACAUUGGAACUCAAACCACACAACAAUCAUUUGUUCUUGUGAAUCAGAAACGUCACGGUAUUAGUCUAAAGAUUAAGCCUUCCACAAGCUACAAAAUGUGAACAAAUUCAUUAACAAGAUUGUUUGAUCCGAACCCACUUCUCUUCAUUGUUAAAAUCCUGGAAAACUAUCACUGAUCAAAUUGGAACUCAUACCACACAACAAUCAUUUGUUCUUGUGAAUUAGAAACAUCAUGGUAUUGGUCUAAGAUUAGGCCUUCCACAAGCUACAAAAUGUGAACAAAUUCAUUAACAAGAUUAUUUGAUCCACACCCACUUCUCUUUAUUGUUCAAAUCCUGGAAAACUAUCACUCAUCACAUUGGACAAAUACCAAUAUUCUGCUAACAAGUAACUAUCACUGUCCUAUGUUCCAUGCAUGUUUAGACAUCAAAAUAAUAGACUCUAAGCAUACAUUAAGUUAGAC
This is a messenger RNA of Theobroma umbraticum, 3874 nucleotides long. RefSeq names its product senescence regulator (Protein of unknown function, DUF584). The record is from RefSeq and is a predicted model, not a curated record. NCBI's taxonomy places the organism in Eukaryota, Viridiplantae, Streptophyta, Magnoliopsida, Malvales, Malvaceae.